GCUAUUUUAGCUAUUAUCACGCUUUUCCUGCUGGGGAAAAAUUGUAUACCGUAUAUAAGAAUGGCAGAACCACGGUUCAAUAAUCCAUACUUCUGGCCACCACCCCCUUCAAUGCCAGGCCAGCUGGAUAACCUGGUUCUUAUCAACAAGAUCAAAGAGCAGCUGAUGGCAGAAAAGAUCAGACCUCCGCAUUUGCCACCCACCACUGUUCCCUCUCAGCAGACCCUGCUGGUGGCCUCCCCCCCCUCGGACGCUGGUCAGCAUGUGAUGUCCAUUCCCAAACUGCAGCAGGUGCCGGGGUUACAGGCCCAUAACUCCUCCCAGCCUGACAUAGCACUGCACGCGCGUCCUGCCUCUAGCACCGCAUCAGAAUUGAGUAUGGAUGAUAAGUCAGCAGUAAAGGCUAAAGGAUUAUGGGAGGACUGGCAUAUGCGUCAAGCUGUAGACCAAGCAUCUAGAGUGAACCAUCGCUCAGGUCUAGCGCUUUCAUCUCGCACGGACAGCCACAACACCUCAGAGGCAAUCACACCCACUACACCCACCUCUAGCAGUCAAAACCGUUUGGGUGGAGCCCCGUCGUUGAAUGUCAUUUCGGGACUGGCCAGUGGCCCAGGCAUGGAGCAGGUCAAGAGCGGAGGCCUGGCAGGGAUGCUAGGGACACAACCCAAGGGACCACGUGGCCGCAAGAAGAUCAAAGCAGAGAACACCUCAGGCCCUCUGCUCGUAGUGCCCUAUCCCAUCCUGGCCUCAGGCACUGACCAGGCCUCUGUCACCAUUACUGCCAAAGAGGGAAAAACCUACAGGUGUAAGGUGUGCCCUCUCACGUUCUUCAACAAGUCAGAGAUGCAGAUUCAUUCAAAGUCUCAUACGGAGGCCAAACCACAUAAAUGUCCUCAUUGCUCCAAGUCAUUUGCAAAUGCGUCAUAUUUGGCCCAACACCUACGUAUCCACCUAGGAAUUAAGCCUUACCACUGCUCUUACUGUGAGAAUUCUUUCCGUCAACUUUCUCACUUGCAGCAGCACACAAGGAUUCACACUGGUGACAGACCAUAUAAGUGUGCCCAUCCUGGCUGUGAGAAGGCAUUCACACAGCUGUCUAAUCUGCAGUCUCACCAAAGGCAACACAAUAAAGACAAGCCCUACAAAUGCCCAAACUGCUACCGUGCCUACUCGGACUCUGCCUCAUUGCAAAUCCACCUUUCAGCGCAUGCUGUCAAAAACGCUAAAGCUUAUUGCUGCAGUAUGUGCGGCCGUGCAUACACCUCAGAGACCUACCUUAUGAAGCACAUGUCUAAACAUACAGUUGUUGAGCAUCUUGUGAGCCACCAUUCACCCCAGAGAACAGAAUCACCCAGCAUCCCCAUACGGAUCUCCCUCAUUUGA
Molecule: messenger RNA, 1383 nt
Organism: Chanos chanos (milkfish)
Lineage: Eukaryota; Metazoa; Chordata; Actinopteri; Gonorynchiformes; Chanidae
Gene: znf362b
Product: zinc finger protein 362b
Exons: 9
Coding region: 61-1383 (440 amino acids)
Biological process (GO): regulation of transcription by RNA polymerase II
Cellular component (GO): nucleus
Molecular function (GO): DNA-binding transcription factor activity, RNA polymerase II-specific
Source: RefSeq, a predicted model, not a curated record